CUUGCCAUUAAAAGGUAACUUUUCAUUUGGCUAGUAGUUCCCAUAUGAGACAGGCUUUUUAUGUAACAUGAGCGCCAUCUAUUGGUGCUAUUCUGCAGACUUUAGGGUAAAUUCCUACACACUUAUCACCAGUCUGCUGUAGCCUGUUUCAUGCUAACUGGAGCUCUUUAUGGUGACGAAUGUGAUUGUGAGACACUAUUCUGCUGUUUACCAGGUACAGUUGUCUAUUUUUGUGAUUCCACACUGGUAUUUUGUUAAUAUUAUGUGUAACACUUAUCACCAGUCUGCUGUAGCCUGUUUCAUGCUAACUGGAGCUCUUUAUGGUGACGAAUGUGAUUGUGAGACACUAUUCUGCUGUUUACCAGAAUAAACGGCUGUGAUAGCCAACGAAGAGCAACGGAUUCGUCUGUAACACAACACAACGCAAGAGAGAGAGAGUACACAUCCGUUACACAUGCUUAUUGGUUCACUGACCCUGAUGUGAUUUGCUCAUAUAGGUUUUACUCCUAUUGGAAUUUUGUAUUGGAGCCACUUUUCGUUUUCAAUACUCGAUGCUAUGGAGGCAAUUUGGUCGGUGCCUAAAAUGAUCAAAGUUCGGUAUCCAGCUCUCCUGACUUACAUCCCAUAUGUUCUUGUUUUGAUGGACAUGAGAUAUGAAGGAGUGAAAUGUCACAGGUAUGGGAGUGUAGACAGUCAUAUGCUGAUGGGGAAGAAACUACUCGAUGCUGGCCAGCUAGCCGAUGCCCUCUCUCAUUUCCAUGCUGCUGUGGAACAGGGUCCCAAAAACUACAUGGCCUACUACAGGAGAGCUAUAGUCUUUCUAGCAAUGAGGAAGUCAAAGUCUGCACUGCCAGAUUUGAGCAGAGCUAUUGAACUCAAACCGGACUUCACAUCUGCUCGCCUCCAGAGAGGAAAUCUCCAUCUGAAGCAGGGGAGACUUGAUGAAGCAAAGAGGGACUUGAAGAAGCUGCUGAAGUCCAACCCUAGCGCCGAAGAGAUGAGGGAAGCCCAGAGUCUGCUGACAAAGUCGGAUGAGAUUGUGCGGCUGGUGGCUCAGGCACGCGUCAGCUUCUGGAGAAGGGAUUAUGAGACAGCUGCUGCCCAGCUCAACACUGUCAUUGAGACUUGCGUUUGGGAUGCGACCUCUCGUGAGAUUCGAGCAGAGUGUUUUAUUCAAAUGGAAGAGAUGGGGAAGGCCAUUGGGGACCUCAAAGCUGCAUCCAAGUUAAAGAGUGACAAUACCCAGGCUUUCUACCAACUCGCCACCAUCUAUUAUAAUCUUGGAGACCAUGAGAUGUCCCUCAUUGAGGUGCGCGAGUGCCUGAAGCUUGAUCCUGAUCACAAACACUGUUACAGCCAUUACCAGCAGGCCAAGAAGCUCAAAAAUCACAUCCAGUCUGCAGAGGAACUCAUCCGAGAGCAGAGGUAUACAGACGCAGUGAGAAAAUACGAGGCAGUGAUGAAGAUCGAGCCCAACGUGCGCCAUUUCUCUCUCCUCGCCAAGGAGCGCAUGUGCCAUGCAUUGGUACAGGGCCAGCAGGCCGGCAGAGCUGUCUCAGUGUGUGGCGAAGUCCUCCAAGCAGACCCGGAGAACGUUAGCGUGCUGAAGGACAGAGCUGAGGCAUAUGUCCAAGAGGAAGAGUAUGAGGAAGCUAUUAAGGACUAUGAGACUGCUGCAAAACACAGCGAGAAUGACCCUCGGAUUAAAGAAGGUCUGAAAAGAGCUCAACGACUUCUCAAAGAGUCUCAGAAGAGGGAUUAUUAUGAGAUCCUGGGAGUGAAAAGAACUGCCCAGAAAAAUGACAUUAUGAAAGCCUACAGGAGACUGGCACAACAGUUGCAUCCUGACAUGUUCCAGGAUCCAUAUAAAAAGAAGAAGGCUGAGAAGAAGUUCAUUGAGAUCGCUCUGGCCAAAGAGGUUCUCACUGACCCAGAAAUGAGAACCAGAUACGACCAGGGUAGGACCCCAUGAAUCCGAAAAAUCCAGCAGGGUCGUCAUCGUCAUCAGCACUAACAUGGAGGAUCCCAGGGCUUCCAGGGUUUUAACCCAUUCAGCUCCUGACCCUUCAACUUUAAAUUCAACUUCAACUGAGGAAUGUCAUCCAGCACAGCAGGAGCUAAUUUUCGUUUUUUCGGAAUGUCACAAAUGCCAUAAGUCUCACAAAAAAAUGUGGAGCAAAUUGUGACUCGAAUUCAGUGACCUUAAAGGUAUAAUAUGUAAAAUUUCAGCAUUUAAAUGUCUAAAAAUGACUAUACCUAUGUUAUACAUUUUAUUAAGUUGUGUACUCACAUUAUCCCAAAUGUUUCUAACUAUGUUCAAACCCAGAGAAGUCUGUAAUUUUAAUCACAGACACAGUGUUACGGGCUCCCCUCUUGUUUUUCUUCUCCCUCUCUGCUCUUCUUAGGGGCUUCUGAUUUGAUCAUUAGUGGGUGGCCCCGCCCCCUGUACUUAAGGAAGGCUGGAGGACAAGGAUCUCCCUCGACUGCGUAUAAUCUUAAGAAUUUGGCGCGAGGUAGUUUCAUGUUGAAGGUUUACGUGCAGUUUGAUUUGGACCACAGGGUGAGAACCUGGGGCAGUUUGGCGGACCGGGCUGGAGACGAACAGUAGAUCAUGUCGCUUAAAUUGCCUCCUCGACUCCUCCACUUGCCUCCCUUCCUCGCGUCUUAGUCCCUCCCACCGAGGAGGCCCGGGAGAGAUGCGAGGAAAUCAUAGGAGGAGAGAGGCAACGAGCAAAUGUGUUUUAGAGGGAUGAGACGUCCUUUCCUCUGAAGCGUCACAUGAAUACAUCAGCUGUAUGGGCAGAGUUAG
Sander lucioperca (pikeperch) is the source of this 2809-nucleotide messenger RNA. Its product is annotated as dnaJ homolog subfamily C member 3-like. Gene Ontology annotation, cellular component: endoplasmic reticulum. Lineage: Eukaryota; Metazoa; Chordata; Actinopteri; Perciformes; Percidae. The record is from RefSeq and is a predicted model, not a curated record. Gene Ontology annotation, biological process: protein folding in endoplasmic reticulum. The coding region runs from base 557 to 1972 and encodes 471 amino acids. Gene Ontology annotation, molecular function: protein-folding chaperone binding; misfolded protein binding. The transcript is spliced from 13 exons.